GAUCCCAAAGUUUUACACUCUCCCUUAAGCAUUUUAAUUCAAAGUUCCGAAAAAUGGCAAGCCGCCAACAACAGCUGACAGCUCCGAAGCAGAUUCAGCUUUCGAAUCCGAGGGAUAAAAGAACAUCAUCCUCAUCACUAACUGAUGAGAGUUCAUUGGUGAGGCAAAUCCGGGACACUCAUACUCCAGGAAGAUCCGAUAACAGCGUCAAUGUCAACCAAAUUCUCCAAGUUGUCGAGGAAAUAUUUCAUCGCGCUUCUCAUGGCCAUGCCGGUGUUUUACUUGGUACUCAAGAACACUUAGAGACUGUGGAGGACAGGACCACAUUGUCGAGUGUAGAUGUCGUGUUCCAUGGAUUGUCUUAUCUCAUACAAAAGAUCUACUGCGAGAUAACUUGCCAAUGCUCAGGCGGCCCUGAUGCCCACGCGAGUGCAAUCGAGUUACUCAGGACCCUUUCGAGCUACCCAUGGGAAGCGAAAGUGGUGCUGACCCUAGCUGCAUUUUCUGUGAACUAUGGAGAGUUCUGGCUGGUGGCUCAGCUUUGCACUACCGAUCCAUUAGCCAAGUCCGUGGCAAUCUUGAAGCAACUCUCGGACAUUGUAGAGCAUGCUGCCUCAGUAAAACCUCAACUUGAGGCAAUCGACACCCUCAUCAAGGCGAUUCUCAAUGUCACCAAGCGCAUUGUGGAGUACGGCGAGAUGGUCAAGAUGCAGUCUCACUACGUUUCAGAAGACACACCACCGCUGUCAAUUGCCUUGGCGCAUAUUCCCGCUGCUACGUAUUGGGUCAUUCGAGGCAUACUGGCUAGUGCCUCCCACAUUGCCAUCCUUACUGGCAGUAGGCACGAGUACGUUGCAUCAACCUCAGAGGUAUGGGAACUUUCGAGCUUGGCUCAUAAGCUGAACAACAUACAUGAUCACCUCUCGAACGAACUUGAAAAUUGUCGCCGACACAUUGUGACGAAGAGGUAUGACGAAGAAUAUGAGAAUCUGAGACGCCUCUUCCGAAGCCUCCAACUCGACAACAUGAAGAAUUUACGCGCACUAAUUUCACACAAAGAUGAUAUUCAACCUCUCCAAAUCGGCACAUCGAAGUCAAGGUUUAACCUUGAAGUGUUGAGGAGAAAGCAUGUGUUGCUGCUAAUUACAGAUCUUAGUCUGAGCAACGAAGAGAUUUUAGUCCUCGAUCACAUCUACAAAGAUCAGCAGAACAGGCCGGAAGUUGAAUACGAGUUUGUUUGGCUUCCCAUCGUGGACCCAAAUAUUUGGGAUGAAGCGAAGCGCUUUAGAUUCGAGGACUUGAAGUCAAGGAUGCAGUGGUAUGCAGUGUAUGACCCUCUAAUCAUCGAACCUCCGGUGGUCAAGUUCGUCAGAAAUGAUUGGCAAUUUGACAAGAAGAUGAUCGUAGUGGCAUUGGAUCCACAAGGAAGGGUGUCCUCUCUGAAUGCCACCCACAUGCUGUGGAUUUGGGGCAAUGUAGCAUACCCUUUCACCGAUGAGAGAGAGCAAGUCCUGUGGAAUGCAGAGAGCUGGAGGCUUGAGCUCGUCGCCAAUGGCAUUGAUCAAAGCAUCCUAGACGGGAUAGAAAAAGGGAGAUACAUAUGCUUGUAUGGAAGCGAUGACUUAGAUUGGAUUCGAAAGUUCACAAACAGAGCGAAAAAUGUUGCAACACUCGCCGGCAUCUCCUUGGACUUAGUUUACGUAGGAAGAAGCACAUCCACCAAGGAGAAGAUAAGGAAAGUGAACAAGGUCAUCGAAACAGAGAACCUCAGUCGAUACUGGCCUGAUUACGUGUCAACCUGGUUCUUCUGGUCCCGAAUGGACAGCAUGCGGUGCUCAAAGGUGAAACAGCGCAAGACUCUAGAGAACGAUGACACACUGAGGGAGGUGAUGACAUUGCUUAGCUAUGACGGAAGUGACCAAGGUUGGGUUAUGGUGUGGAGAGGCUCGAAUGAGACGGCUAGGGCCAACGGACACCUCACUCUACUCACUUUGGAUGACUUUGAUGCAUGGAAAACCGCAGCUGCAGACUCAGGCUUCGUCCCAACACUCAAAAAUGAACUGCUACGCCGUCACACGCCUCACCACUGCACUCGUUUGGUCAUCCCAGGGUUCGGUACUGACAUACCGGACAAAAUAGCUUGCGCUGAGUGCGGCCGCGAGAUGGAGAAGUUCUUCAUGUUCCGCUGCUGUCUCGAUUGAGACAUGGUUACUUAAGCAUGAUAAUGUUGUUGUUAAUCAUGUUUUAUUACAUUACUUAUGGUGCUCUCUCACCAGACAGCUAUAUGUUUUGGCAUGCAUUAAAAAUAAAUGUUUGUGUGAACUUGUGAAAAAUUGCUAGGACUCUAUAAGCACCAAGUUUUGGGCUGCUGAGUCUUUGGCUAAUUGGGUUGCUAUAAACCCUAAUUGAAUGUGGAAUAAUAGUGCUUGAAAUA
Pyrus x bretschneideri (Chinese white pear) is the source of this 2434-nucleotide messenger RNA. RefSeq names its product protein SIEVE ELEMENT OCCLUSION B-like. NCBI's taxonomy places the organism in Eukaryota, Viridiplantae, Streptophyta, Magnoliopsida, Rosales, Rosaceae. Gene Ontology annotation, biological process: phloem development. The record is from RefSeq and is a predicted model, not a curated record. The transcript is spliced from 7 exons. Bases 54 to 2201 code for a protein of 715 amino acids.